CUGACCGACAGGUGGGAGGCCGUCAGAGGAGUCCUGUCUGCAGUGCAGACUCAGUCUGUGACUGCUGGUGAGUCAGCUGGACCUUUCUAGGACAGCUCUCUAUCAAACCAGCUUCGAUCCCUGAGAAGAUAAUUUUGAAGGCGUACUUUGCUGAGAAGACAGCUGCGAACAGUUGUCCGAAUGGGAUGAACACGCCUCAGCUGACUGACUAUCGGCUGGAGUUUGAACGCUGACGCUGCUCAUCGCGUACUCUCACCUAGUGAUGCACCUACUCUUACAGUGCCCAUUUCAUUGUGCUUGUCUUGAUUAAAGAAUUCAAAGUGGAGUACCGCAAACUUGAUAUGGAUAAUAAAAAGAAAGACAAGGACAAAUCUGAUGAUAGAAUGGCACGACCCAGUGGUCGAUCAGGACACAGCACUCGAGGAACUGGCUCUUCUUCCUCUGGAGUUUUAAUGGUUGGACCUAACUUUAGAGUUGGGAAAAAAAUUGGAUGUGGCAAUUUUGGAGAAUUACGAUUAGGGAAAAAUUUAUACACAAAUGAAUAUGUGGCGAUUAAACUGGAGCCCAUGAAAUCCAGAGCACCACAGCUGCAUUUGGAAUACAGAUUCUACAAGCAGUUAGGAUCUGGAGAUGGUAUACCUCAAGUUUACUAUUUUGGCCCUUGUGGUAAAUACAACGCUAUGGUGCUGGAACUGCUGGGACCUAGUUUGGAAGAUUUGUUUGAUCUUUGUGAUAGAACGUUUUCUCUUAAAACGGUUCUUAUGAUAGCUAUACAACUGAUUUCUCGCAUGGAGUAUGUCCACUCAAAGAACUUGAUAUACAGAGAUGUGAAACCUGAGAACUUUCUAAUAGGACGACCAGGAAACAAAACCCAACAAGUCAUUCAUAUUAUAGAUUUUGGGUUGGCAAAGGAAUAUAUUGAUCCAGAGACAAAGAAGCAUAUACCAUACAGAGAACACAAAAGCCUUACUGGAACAGCUAGAUACAUGAGCAUAAACACACAUCUAGGAAAAGAGCAGAGUAGAAGAGAUGACUUAGAAGCUUUAGGACAUAUGUUCAUGUACUUCCUGAGAGGCAGUCUUCCUUGGCAAGGCUUAAAGGCUGACACAUUAAAAGAGAGGUAUCAGAAAAUUGGCGACACGAAACGAGCUACACCAAUAGAAGUGUUGUGUGAAAAUUUCCCAGAAGAAAUGGCAACAUAUCUUCGUUAUGUACGAAGGCUAGAUUUUUUUGAAAAGCCAGACUAUGAUUACCUAAGAAAACUUUUUACCGACUUGUUUGAUCGCAAAGGAUAUAUGUUUGAUUAUGAAUACGACUGGAUUGGUAAACAAUUGCCUACUCCAGUUGGUGCCGUUCAGCAAGAUCCUGCUCUGUCAUCGAACAGAGAAGCACACCAACACAGAGAUAAGAUGCAGCAGUCUAAAAACCAGUCGGCAGACCACAGGGCAGCUUGGGACUCUCAGCAGGCAAAUCCCCAUCAUUUGAGAGCUCACCUUGCAGCAGACAGACAUGGUGGCUCGGUACAGGUUGUAAGUUCUACAAAUGGAGAGUUAAACACAGAUGACCCCACAGCAGGACGAUCAAACGCACCCAUCACAGCCCCUACAGAAGUAGAAGUGAUGGAUGAAACCAACUGCCAGAAAGUAUUGAAUAUGUGGUGCUGCUGUUUUUUCAAACGAAGGAAAAGGAAAACCAUACAACGUCACAAAUGACUGGACACAGAGAUCCUGGGGAGUUACUUACAUGUUCACAUGCUGUCUCGUGAUUAAAAUCAUCUCUGUAGUGACCACAUAUAUUUUCAAGGACUCACUCUUGAAACAGAAAUGUCAUACUUUCACAUUUCAUUUUGUGGUUGUCUUACAUUCAUUUCUCCUCCUAAUUUAACUUUAUGGAAGCUUUAAAAUUUUAUCAAAUGUGAGUGCUUUGCCCAUCAUUGAAUGGAAUGGACCAAUGAAGUGGUAUUGAUGAACACAGUUCCAGAGGACAUUUUCCAGAACCUCUUCUGUUACAGAAAACAAUACAGGUGUCUAAAGUGUCAAUUAAUUGCACCUAAUUUGAUUUUUUAUGUCUUCUAUGAAAGCAUAAUCAAACAGGAAUUCUCUUCCCAAUGGAUAGUGCAGCAGACAAAACAGUUGCCCAAAUAUUAAAAACAGCUUUCAUGAAAAGCUCCUAUUUUGUGACAUCUGCAUUGAUUUCAGUAUGGCUUAUGGUACUGUUAUUCAUGACUCAUAUUGACAUUCUCUCUGUGAAAUCAAGGUACAGUCACUGUCCAGAGGUACUGAGGAAAAGUACUAUGGGACUGGGAAACGGUGGUGGUAAUAAAUCAGAAGAAAUGUGGGAAAUAAGAGCUCAGCUUCUGUUGUGCACUGUGUAAAGUACAGCUGCAGAAGUGGCAGAAGCACCGAUUUGUAUAGUGUCACUCUAUGCUUCCAAGUGAUAAUGUAUGCUAGAUAGCAAAAAAAUGAAUGCUGGAGAAGUAAUGUAUGUUGGAGCUGGAAAAAUACACUAAGGAAAGGAAAUAAAUGUGAAACUUACUGCAGUGUGUAAGGCUGGAGCCCUUGAAGCCUGUUGUUGGAUGGCCGCAUCUCCCAGAAGCAGAAGUCUGAGGAUGUGCCAUACAGUGGUGGCUGUUUGUUAUGUAGUUCUUCAAUUAAAGGAAAGAAACAUACUCCCAGCAGAAAGCACUGGGUCACUCUGCUGCCCUCUGUGCACAUUAGUCUCUUGUUUUCAGCUUUGCUAGUUCUCUGGACUCUCCUGUCUUGAGCAUCGUGUUGAUGAUGGGAGAUUGUUUGGCGAGGGUGGGCCAGGUGCUUUGCCUUCAUAGCUUUCACAGUGCUGCAAAUGAACAAAGAACAGUUCUGUUAGUAGUCAGACCUUCCUUUGCAAGUGUGCUUUGUUUGAAGCCAUAGGACACAGGCAUGCUUCUGUUUCUCAAGAGUGAAAACAAAAGACUGGCUAGGAAGAUACUGUUGAUCACAUCACACAUCCUCUUUCAUUUAUAAAAUUGUUGCUCUGUCCAUGCAGUCUCUUCUCUGUCAUAAGUGUGAACCUUCAGGUAUGCUUAUUUAUUUUUUUUUGUCUCAAGGUAACAUUUAAAAUAUAUAUUAAAGGAAAUGAAUCCAUCUUUUUUACUUCAUUAUUGAAUUUGCAGGUAUUUAAUUGUAUUUUGUAAUUUAUUUUUCUUAUUAGCCAAAAGUUCAAUGAGUUGCUUUCGAUGAAUUGGGCACCCAUAUGAACAUCACGAAUCAGGACAUUGUUUAUCAUUGUUUCUUCUAAUCCAAUAAGCAAUCUUUUUUCUUGAUUUUGAAGACCUAUAUUCAACCUAGAAAACAUUUGCUGUAUAUUUGGUCAGCAGUUUCCAUUCUAUUGAUAAACUGUCAUGAUGUCUAAACUUCAGGAGUUAAAUACUGAAUUUUUGGUUUUGUUUGCUCUGAGCAAGGUAGAUGGAUGUUUUGGCCAUUUAUAAUGUGAAACCACUUCUUUACAGUAUUUGACCAAAUUUGUGUGUCUGUGAUAUUUGUAAAUACAUGCGAUAUCUGUAUUUCUUAUCAUAAGCCUAUUUAGUUUUAUUCUCAGUAGGGUUUUUUGGACUGUACAGUGUUUAUAUGAUCUGAACUCCUUAUACAUAAGAAGGUGUGUAUAUUAAUCCAAUUAUGGACUUAAAUAUUUUAAAAGUAUGAAUACCCUUAUUUGCUGCAAAGGCCAGUGUGUAGACAUUUGCUUUUUAGCAAUAUUUUUAAGUGCUCCAUUUUAGUGUCAGAGAAUGAGUCUUUGACACGCAGACUGGUCAGUAAUAGGUAAUGCAGGAAUGUUCAGGUUAAGCCAACAAUGUUUUGCAUUUUUAUGCUUCUUUUCUGUCAACACUAAUGAAGUCAACGUUGCCUGAAUGUCUGAAUACUGAAACACAGCCCUGUUUAAAAGUGUGUAACUGAAAAAGACAUAAAUAAAGGUAGUUUUUUUAAA
This is a messenger RNA of Myodes glareolus (Bank vole), 3963 nucleotides long. It is a transcript of the gene Csnk1g3, whose product is annotated as casein kinase 1 gamma 3. Lineage: Eukaryota; Metazoa; Chordata; Mammalia; Rodentia; Cricetidae. The record is from RefSeq and is a predicted model, not a curated record. Gene Ontology annotation, biological process: protein phosphorylation. Gene Ontology annotation, molecular function: ATP binding; protein serine/threonine kinase activity.